Molecule: messenger RNA, 440 nt
Organism: Alexandromys fortis (reed vole)
Lineage: Eukaryota; Metazoa; Chordata; Mammalia; Rodentia; Cricetidae
Gene: Cops9
Product: COP9 signalosome subunit 9
Exons: 3
Coding region: 69-242 (57 amino acids)
Biological process (GO): negative regulation of protein neddylation
Source: RefSeq, a predicted model, not a curated record
ACCAGUUCGGUGGUUCACCGGAAGUGGACGGGGCUAGCCGGAAGUGAGCGCAAGGCUGCAGCGCGGAGAUGAAGCCAGCGGUGGAUGAGAUGUUUCCCGAAGGCGCGGGGCCCUACGUGGACCUGGACGAGGCUGGAGGGAGCACCGGGCUCCUGAUGGACUUGGCAGCCAAUGAAAAGGCCGUUCAUGCGGACUUUUUUAAUGAUUUUGAAGAUCUCUUUGAUGAUGAUGAUGUCCAGUGAGGCCGUCCAGUUGUAUUUGCUCCACGUGUCUUGAAUUUCUCAGGACAGGAUCAGAUGGUUGAGGAGACCUUGCAGAGAUCACUAGAAGUCAGGACCUGGUCAAUCACAGGAGGACUGUCUGAACCAACUGGGUGCUGUGGUCUCUGAGAAUACUAGCCCCUUGUCCUUGUUUAAAUUAAAACAGCACCAUAACAUGCA